Magallana angulata is the source of this 1348-nucleotide messenger RNA. Its product is annotated as malate dehydrogenase, mitochondrial-like. Gene Ontology annotation, cellular component: mitochondrion; cytoplasm. The transcript is spliced from 8 exons. Bases 88 to 1110 code for a protein of 340 amino acids. Gene Ontology annotation, biological process: carboxylic acid metabolic process; tricarboxylic acid cycle. The record is from RefSeq and is a predicted model, not a curated record. NCBI's taxonomy places the organism in Eukaryota, Metazoa, Mollusca, Bivalvia, Ostreida, Ostreidae. Gene Ontology annotation, molecular function: L-malate dehydrogenase (NAD+) activity.
GUGUUUCCGCUCCUGCGUUCUUCCACAACGUGCACUUCCUGUCAUUUGGCCUUCUAGUAGAGGACACCACAGACCAGCAUCUGAAACAUGUUUUCCAGAAUCGCCAGACCUUCUUUGGCUGUUUGCUCUUCAGCCAGAAACUUUUCUUCCUCAUCACAGAGUAAUGCAAAAGUAGCAGUCCUUGGAGCCUCAGGUGGUAUUGGUCAGCCUUUGUCACUGCUUCUGAAGAACUCACACAGGGUAACACAUCUCUCCCUUUAUGAUGUUAUGCACACCCCAGGUGUGGCUGCAGAUCUGAGUCACAUAUCUACCAAAGCAAAGGUGACUGGUCACUUAGGCAGUGACCAACUUGCAGAUGCUGUGAAAGGUGCUGAUCUAGUUCUCAUCCCUGCUGGAGUGCCAAGAAAACCAGGAAUGACCAGAGAUGAUCUAUUUAACACCAAUGCUGGAAUUGUAAGAGACCUGUGUGAAGUGUGUGCUGAAGUGUGUCCUGAUGCCAUUAUGGGAAUUAUCACAAAUCCAGUGAACUCAACUGUACCAAUCGCAGAGGAAGUUUACAAAAGAAAAAAUGCUUUUAAUGAAAACAAAAUCAACAUUUUUGGAGUUACAUCACUAGAUAUUGUUAGAGCCAACACGUUUGUAUCUGAAUUGAAGGGACUAGAUGUGGACAAAAUAAAUGUCCCCGUUAUUGGAGGUCACAGUGGGGUCACAAUUAUUCCUCUGCUCUCCCAGGCCACACCAGCAGUGUCAUUCCCACAGGAAGAAAGAAAAAAGUUAACAGAAAGAAUACAGAAUGCUGGAACCGAGGUUGUAGAGGCUAAGGCUGGAGCUGGAUCAGCAACCCUAUCAAUGGCAUUUGCAGCAGCCAGGUUUGCUUACAAAAUGCUUGAUGCCUUGAAUGGUGCUGACAACAAAGUGGAAUGUGCAUAUGUUAGAUCAACAGAAACUCCUGCUGCCUAUUUUGCUACGCCACUACUGCUUGGAAAAAAUGGUGUGGAGAAGAAUCUAGGAAUUCCUAAAACAAUUGAAUAUGAAGCACAAUUAAUAGAAAAUGCCAUGCCCGAACUACAAAGCAACAUCAAAAAGGGAAUUGAAUUCAUGAGCAAGUAGAAAUGAAUUACACUAUGUGUAAUCAUGAAACUGUUGACCAACCUCGUAACAUCAGCAUCUGAAUCUGAAAACAUGUCAUGCCAAGUGGAUAGUGCUAUGAACUCCCUUCUCCACUCAUGGCAAUUACAAAAUUUGCAAGAGGAAUUUUUUUUAUUUUCUGUGUAUGAGGAACUUUAAUUCUCAAAGAUUGAUUGUAGAAUUAUGUUUUAUAGAGUUUUGAAUGAAAGCUAUUGUUACA